Messenger RNA from Phragmites australis (common reed), 2993 nucleotides. RefSeq lists its product as uncharacterized. NCBI's taxonomy places the organism in Eukaryota, Viridiplantae, Streptophyta, Magnoliopsida, Poales, Poaceae. The transcript has 5 exons. The coding region runs from base 57 to 2645 and encodes 862 amino acids. The record is from RefSeq and is a predicted model, not a curated record.
AUCCGAUCCCCACCCUCCUCGCCUCCUCCCUACCACCUCCCACCGCGCCGCUCGCCAUGGCCACCUUGCCUCUAGCCUCGUCGUCUCCUCCCCCCGCCGCAGCCGACGGCGACGGCGUCGGGGGCGGCGCCGCCCGCUGCUCCUCGCCAACGCCCAUCCGCAGGAGGAGCUCCCCCAGCCACAGCGGCGGGAGCGCCCGCAAGAGUCCAGGGUCAAGAGAUAUUGGAGGAGGUUCAGUUUUGAAAUCUGUAAAUAAGUCAACAUUGCAGUUCAAGAGGUCCUGGUAUUGCAGAAGUGGUUCCCCUAUCAAUUGGACCCCUCGGAAGAAGACCGAAUCAUACAUGAAGAGAAAGAUAAAACAUCUUCAGGAGACUGAUGGAAUGACUGCAUCCCUUCACGAGACUUUAGGAAAUGCUAAUCCCCACUAUACUAGGAUGGCUAGGGAGAAGAUCGCUGCUAGAGAGGCGGCCAGAAAAGCGACAGAAGCUCGCAAAGCUGCUAUGGUUGAAGCUUCAUGGUGCAGAAUUCUUCGAGCAGCCAGGAUCCAAAACAAAUAUGCUGAAGAAGUUAUGGAAAAGGCGAUGCAGCGUGCGACUGAAGCAUUUGAGGAAGCUAGAGCAAUGGGUGUGAUGAUGUAUGACCGACUAGAUUGUCCACAUCAGCAGUAUGAGGUGGAAUCAUCGUCACAUACUGUAGGACGAUCAACCCUCAAAGUUACUGCAUCAUUUCAGACUGCUUUCCAGGUUGAUAUGGAAGUUGCUGCUGCAGUUAAAAAGGCAUUUCUUCAACUCUCAAGCUCUCCAGACUCAUCAAAGAAAGAAGAGUUUAAGGAGCUAUUAUGGAAAAUUAGCCAAAAUCCUGAUUUGACAGAGACUGAUGUGAAUUCUGAAGGUAAAGAGCAGCUGGGUGACUGUAGCGAUGGAGAUACAAGUAAUUUGAAACUCAAUAAAGGAAACUUCUGUAUCAGAAGCGUUUCUUCUGAUUUCAACACAAAAGAAGUUCAAGAAUCCACAGAUGUUGUGAACAUUAUGCUUGAAAGGCUAAAAGCUCUUCAUGAAGAUGAGCUUGCCUCCCUAGCAGUCAUUGUGGCCACAUCUGGCCUAAAUGCAGUACUUCAAAGUGAUAGGGGCAAAUAUCAUCAAACAGAGGCUGUGAAAAACAUUGGUACUGGGUCAUUCAGAUCACAGUCAAGAAGAUAUUCUACUGCAGCAAGCUUCGUUGAUGUCCAAGGACCAAAGAAAGAAGUCACCUCUGAGUUACCAAGUCUGGACAAGUUCUUGGUGAAGCAUCUUUCAAAACUCGAAAGAGAAGUUCAGGAAGCAAAAGAAGCAAGCAGAAAAUCCACUUCAGUAAAAUAUGUUGCACAAGGUGCCCACAGCCAACUUACAGGCACCAAUGCAAAGGCACCAGAAUCUGCUGACCUGGGCACCAUUCUUGUGAAGAAUGUGUCUAAGCUUGAGAAGGAGAUCCUUGAAGCAAAGAAGAACAACCAAGGCACUCAUCCCAUGGAAGGAAGCUGCAAGGAUGUCAAAGUGAGUGUGAAGAUAGAUGUGCAGUCUAGAAACAAGGAAUCUGAGUUUAACAAACCUCAGUCAGAAGCUGAAAAUAGCAGUGAUUUAAAGGAAAGUUGUAAUUCCAGGGGAUCAGGUGAAGACAACAAUCACAUCCAAGAUUUUUCUGAUUAUGUGCAAGACGAUAAAGAGAACAAAAUUUCAUAUUCGCAUCAGCUACCACCCUCUGGUGCAAAGGGAAAACAGGGUGGUAAAAGAUUAACUCGAAUUGAAGUUGCUAAGCUAGAAGCCCUUAAAUCCUUCUGUACUAAAGAUGGCAACACAUUAGAUGUUGGCCUGGAUAAGAUCUUCGUUAAGCCAAUCCACAGAUUGGAGAAGGAAAAGAGGGAAGCACUCCAAGGACAAACUAAUGUGCAGAAACAUCCUCAGAAGCAUGGUCAAAACACAACUGUGACAGGGAGCUUAGAUGAUAUCUUAGUGAAGCAUGUAUCAAGACUUGAAAGGGAAAAGAUUGAAUACAAGAAGAGGAAUGCAUCAGGAGAAGGAUGGAGCAACGUGCCACAUGAUCAGCGAAAGCAUGGUAACAGUGCCACAUCAUCUGAGAGUUUAGACCAAGUCUUGGUAAAGCAUGUCAGUCGACUAGAAAGGGAGAAGAUGGAAUAUGGAAAGAGAAAUGCAUUGGAAGGAGGAACCAAUGUGCAUGAUAAUAAGCAGAGGCAGUGUAACAAUACCUUGCCUUCUGACAGUUUAGAUGAUAUCUUAGUAAAACAUGUCUCCAGACUGGAAAAGGAAAAGCUAGAACAUGAAAAGAAGGGUGGUAUGGUCUUUCUAAAGAAGAGUCAUACACAUUGUACAGAUGAAGCAGCAGGAAGUCUGUCUGACAUCUUUGUCAAGCGUCCCACGAAGCUUGAGCAGGCCAAGCUGGCUUCUGCUCCCGAAGAAAAAUCGUUUAGUGGCUUAAACCCUAUUGAAGAACGCAGAAGAGUAAGAGAGAAGGAGCUUCUGGAUGCUUGGGGAGGAAUGGGUCUGGGGAACUCGAUGAAGCCCCAUGUGUCCAAGAUUGAAAGGGAUAAGGCUGCUUGGAGAAAAGCAGAGGAUGAACAGAAGCAGAUGUGUGCUUCAAGUGAGCUAUGACUUAACAGAGUUGGGACAAGUAUCCAAUGUACUUUCUGUACUGUACUCCAGUUCGGAGGAAUAUGCAUGCUAACUCCUUUCCUUUGCUGAAGGCAACUGCCAUUUGUUUGCAAGGAUCAGAACAUCCAGGGCGUCUUGACCUGUCUCAAUGCCGCAAAACUUGACGUUGUCAACAGGUUACUAUAUGAUCUCCCCGAUAGAUAUGCUGUAGCGUCCACUACCACAUUCCCCCUGCUUGCUGUCUUGUAAUAGCAUAUAGUUGUUGUUAUUUUGGUGCUUUAUUGUCUAGCUGCAAUACAGGGGUUACGAACAAUUAUAAAUGAAACCGAUAAACAACUCUUUAGGAGA